Messenger RNA from Schizophyllum commune H4-8, 1715 nucleotides. RefSeq lists its product as uncharacterized. The transcript is spliced from 2 exons. The record is from RefSeq and is a predicted model, not a curated record. The coding region runs from base 32 to 1534 and encodes 500 amino acids. Lineage: Eukaryota; Fungi; Basidiomycota; Agaricomycetes; Agaricales; Schizophyllaceae.
CUUGACCUUGACAACCACCUUCAUUCCCACAAUGGCGAGCUCUCUCCGCCAGGAUUGUCAUGAAAAGCUCUACACAUGCUACCACUGCGAGCGUAGCCUUUCAUUGGACCUCAAUCCACCUUCUCCGCCCGCGCAGAACGAUUUCCUACGCAGUGGACGCCUUCUCUCCGCUGCAGACACUGAGCUCAUGAAGCAGGAGGCUGCGAAAACCGACCUGCUCUUGGAGAGUAUUGCGCGAGAGAUAGGCGACAUGCGGGAGAUGCUGGCGAGUCUGGAGAAUGCCGAGCGCACGCUGCAGGACCUGCAGGCCACCCAGCAGGCGUACCUUGCGCCGAUUCGCAGGCUGCCUCCCGAAGUUCUCUCUGAGAUAUUCAAGCUAUACUGUGGGGACCCGUGCAUAGAUAUUACUAUGAAGCACUGCCCGCCGCUGCUCCUGAGCUCGGUCUGUAAGUCAUGGAGAGAUACUGUACUCGGCAUGCACCACAUAUGGGCCAACUUCCGAAUCUCUAAUGUGUCUUUGCUGACCCUAGAGUCCCUCCUUGGUCGUUUGAGAACGUUUUUGGCGAACGCGGGGAACGUUCCUCUACGGUUCCCUGUCCGCUACGGGACUGGAAUUGGAUUCACCCGUGCGCAUCAGGAAAUACUCCGCGAAUUUCUCCCUCAUUCGCACCGUUGGACUCAUCUAAUCAUCGCGCUACGGCCUCGCAGCUGGGCUGAUUUACGACUCAACAAACGGGAUUUCCUCGACGAGUUGAUGGGGCGGCCGCUAUCCUCCCUGACCACUCUCGAAGUCAAGCGGAGCGAUUUCACCAGAGGCGAUAUGAGCUUCUUCAGUGGAGUUCGUACUCUCCGCCGUCUGGUUUUCCAGGAGGACUCGAAUGCAGGAGCGGAAGGCGAUGGCGGAGAGUCGACCAUACCGUGGCAUCAGCUGGAAGAACUCUCGACCAACGCGUCAGCCGCAUAUGCAUUGACGCUGCUCCGGCGCUGCCCUCAACUGCGUGUAUGGGAGCACAAGGGCGCGGUCUCGUCUAUGCCUCUGCCAGCGCCGUCAUUACCCACUCCCCUCCCACGCUUGCAGAAGAUCGACAUCCGCAUCUACUCUCUGAGCGACGUGAAGAUCCUCGAGAGAAUAGAGACCACAGAACUUCGAGACCUCAGUAUGGCAUGGAUGACCUAUUCUGGCACCGAGGCCACUGGCACCGGCAACAUCACGCGCUGGGCGCACGAUCUGCGCCAGCUACGUCUGUCCGAUCCGCCUCGCGCGUUGAUCAUCGAAGACUUCCUGAAGAGACUACGCGCUGUGACGUCGCUGAUGCUGCGUGCCUCAGAGGACGCUACGUUGACGCAGUCCUUCCUCGACGCGCUGUCAGCCAGCGGCCCGGCAGCGUCGGAGCGCAUGCUGCCGUGCUUGGAAGUGCUCGACCUUUCCGGCCACAGUACUUUCGAAGCGUCAGCUCUGCCUCGGAUGAUUAAAGCGCGGACGGAAGCGAAUUAUCCGCCGCUCGAGGUCUUCUGCUCGUUGUCUAUGUGCUGAGAGGGUCCUCGAAGCAUCUCAUUCCCCGAAAGCAUGUGGACGAAAUUGACUAUGGAAUUGAUUGGAUGCAUGGCCGAAGUGAUUCAAUUUUUGUACUACAGUACAUUUUAUUUCCGCGCCUUGUAGUGAAGUCGAAAGAGCGACUCCGAGUCCAUACUUCAACUCAUCACAUGCUCGUGAG